AUGUCGGACCUGCGAAGCUUAAGUCCAUCCGUCACAUCAGAACUCUCCACCUCCGAACUUCAAGUAUCCCUGAAUCAUACUUUACAGGGCUACCAGCCUUUGAGUUCAACAGACGACACACCUUUUUUUCUCCAGAUUGUUUUCAAGUACCUGCCCGCAGACGGACAGCGUAACCUGAUCGAAGACUUAUCUGGAUGUCAAGAUGACCAGGAGGUUAGACAACUUGCCGAGAGCAUAGACACAGGUCUUCUCCGCCCUAUGUUGUCUACCGGUGGUAAAACACCGGCAGUCACUCCCUCAUCUCGUCUCGGUCUUGAGGACUCGAUCGAAUACUUGAACACCUUCGAUGUGGAAUCCGUGACACGAGUUGACCAGCAGCGACUCCGCCAGGAGUGCUUAGCCCGCGAUGGCUAUAAAUGUGCGAUAACAGGAACCUGGGAUAUGGAUACCACCCCACAUCCCCCCGGGCGGCCUGUACACAAGUUGCAAGCAGUUCACAUUCUUCCCUUCUGCCUUGGAAAUUUUCGCACCGACGACGAGCGAGUUAAAAUGUCGGCAGUAUGGACUAAUAUCUUUCGAUGGUUUCCAAAUUUACGGUCCCGUCUUAAUAUGUUAUUAGGUGAUGUUAAUCGCGAAGAUAACAUCCUAAUGGUGGCUUCUGUUUUUCAUGAAGACUUCGGCAUGUUCCAUUUCAUUCUUGAGCCAACAACAGUACCAAACCGAGAUCCAAACCCAGAGUUUUUAGCUGUCCAUGCAGCUAUCGGUAAUAUUCUCCAUGCUAGUGGCCGUGCUGAACUGAUCGAGAAGCUCCUACGAGAUUUCGAUGGCGCUGAUCCCUUCCUAGCGAAAGAUGGAAGCACCGAUAUCAGCAGCCUGCUUUCCGUGAGUUGUCUGUCGCUUUUGAGUUCCCGCGGCAAUACAAUUCAAAAUGACGAAAUCACCAAGGCCAAGCGAAGACCUGUUCAAGCUGAACUGCAAGGAACGGAAAAUCAGAAGCCCAGGUCGAAUGACUCGGGCCAUUUGCCACGAUGA
Molecule: messenger RNA, 1032 nt
Organism: Penicillium roqueforti
Lineage: Eukaryota; Fungi; Ascomycota; Eurotiomycetes; Eurotiales; Aspergillaceae
Exons: 2
Coding region: 1-1032 (343 amino acids)
Source: RefSeq, a predicted model, not a curated record